AUGGAGGAGCGUGGAGCUUGGACACUGGACCUUAUCUUCCCCAGGUCAUGUCCACUGUUCCAAAUGGGUCCCAAGCGCACAAUAGGACAUUACUCCCCCGCACGAUGCCUGCCCAUAGUGUUCCAAUUACAUAGCGACCGACACUAUGGGUUAUUGAUUGCCGUGGUGUGGAAGUCGAGGCCCUUGGGAGGCGGAACCUUAAGCCUUACUCCCCGCCGCCCCAGAGGUCAUAAUGAGAAGGGAGAGGGACUUAGGAAUGGAGCAGAUGAGCAAAUGGACAUGAUAUUAUCUUUAGAACCUCGUAAGAGUGUGCAAUCGUGUAGCCCUGACGUGUGGUACUGUGUGGCCGCUCGCUCCCCCGCCCACCUCCCCACCCACUUCCCCGCCCACUCCCCCGCCUACUUCAGCGCCCACGUCUUCCCUGAUGGCUUCAUUUCCCCGGGCCUCAGCGCUUCACGGGACCAGAGGGACACAAGCGCCUUCUGGUCUCUCCUUCCUGGGUCUCCGGUUGGCUGGGAGGCGAAGGAAGGUCCUCAACUCGGCUACAAAAUGUUCUCGCCCGGACAAACACAACUGAUCGCCACCACGCCACAGGGUCUCACAAGGGCGUCUCUAAGGGUCAACCCGCCUCGCCCUUACCUGGGGACUCGGGGACUCAGCGGGGCCCGGCGUAGCACUGUCUUGGCCACGCCCUUUCAAUUGGCUAGUGUUAGUCGUGUUGCAUUGUCUCGUAAGCCUCCAGUGUGGCAGCGAGGCGAGGCAGGGACGGGAGAGGGAAAUGAGAUCUUCGUGAUGGCUGGAAUCCUCAUCUAUCAUAAAAAUGUGUGGGAGCAAACAAGAGGCAUUGUGAGUCAAGAGUCAGCACAGAGUCACACCAAGAGCCACACCAAGAGCCACACCAAGAGCCACACCAGGAGUCACACCAAGAGCCACACCAGGAGUCACACCAAGAGUCACACCAGGAGCCACACCAAGAGUCACACCAGGAGCCACACCAGGAGCCACACCAAGAGCCACACCAAGAGCCACACCAGGAGUCACACCAAGAGUCACACCAAGAGUCACACCAGGAGCCACACCAAGAGUCACACCAGGAGCCACACCAGGAGCCACACCAAGAGCCACACCAAGAGCCACACCAAGAGCCACACCAAGAGCCACACCAGGAGUCACACCAAGAGCCACACCAGGAGUCACACCAAGAGUCACACCAGGAGCCACACCAAGAGUCACACCAGGAGCCACACCAGGAGCCACACCAAGAGUCACACCAGGAGCCACACCAGGAGUCACACCAAGAGUCACACCAAGAGUCACACCAGGAGCCACACCAAGAGCCACACCAAGAGUCACACCAGGAGCCACACCAGGAGCCACACCAAGAGUCACACCAGGAGCCACACCAGGAGCCACACCAAGAGCCACACCAAGAGUCACACCAGGAGCCACACCAGGAGCCACACCAAGAGUCACACCAGGAGCCACACCAAGAGUCACACCAGGAGUCACACCAAGAGUCACACCAGGAGCCACACCAGGAGUCACACCAAGAGUCACACCAGGAGCCACACCAAGAGUCACACCAAGAGCCACACCAGGAGUUACACCAAGAACCACACCAAGGGUCACACCAAGAGCCACACCCACACCCAAGAGUCACACCAAGAGCCACACCAGGAGCCACACCAGGAGCCACACCAAGAACCACACCAGGAGCCACACCAAGAACCACACCAAUAA
Messenger RNA from Portunus trituberculatus (swimming crab), 1740 nucleotides. Its product is annotated as serine/arginine repetitive matrix protein 5-like. The record is from RefSeq and is a predicted model, not a curated record. Bases 1 to 1740 code for a protein of 579 amino acids. NCBI's taxonomy places the organism in Eukaryota, Metazoa, Arthropoda, Malacostraca, Decapoda, Portunidae. The transcript has 7 exons.